AUGCCAAAAGAACAAACAGUCCUUCAUCCCUCUCCAGAAGAGAAGAGGAAACACAAGAAGAAGCGCCUGGUGCAGAGCCCGAAUUCCUACUUCAUGGAUGUGAAAUGUCCAGGAUGCUACAAAAUCACCACGGUCUUCAGCCAUGCACAAACAGUAGUUUUAUGUGUUGGCUGCUCCACUGUUCUCUGUCAGCCUACAGGAGGAAAAGCAAGGCUUACAGAAGGAUGCUCUUUCAGACAGAAGCAGCAUUAA
This is a messenger RNA of Elephantulus edwardii (Cape elephant shrew), 252 nucleotides long. Its product is annotated as 40S ribosomal protein S27-like. Gene Ontology annotation, molecular function: RNA binding; structural constituent of ribosome. Bases 1 to 252 code for a protein of 83 amino acids. Gene Ontology annotation, cellular component: ribosome; cytosolic small ribosomal subunit. NCBI's taxonomy places the organism in Eukaryota, Metazoa, Chordata, Mammalia, Macroscelidea, Macroscelididae. Gene Ontology annotation, biological process: ribosomal small subunit assembly; translation. The record is from RefSeq and is a predicted model, not a curated record. The transcript has a single exon.